AUGUCGAUCCUACCUACCAACAACCUGGACAACUCAACCAACCCUGCCAACGUUAAGCAACUAGGCAUCUUCUGCACACCCUGCAGCAACUACAAGACCUCCGACGCCUUCCCCCGCCAUGUCAAGCCCGCUUGCCACCAUCUCAAAAAGCGUGGCUUCAUCUGCGUUUACGCCGAGUUCGCCUACCACAAAGCAGUAGAGGCGUACGAACUCCUCUCAGAACGCCACACUAUCGCUGGGGACCCUGCAUUUGCAGCUGCCCUAGCCAAGGUCAACCUGUGGCUGGACAUCAUGUUGGAGCAAAGACCUGAGGUCCAACACUAUCGGGUGGAGGAGAAUAUAGCUUAG
Alternaria metachromatica is the source of this 348-nucleotide messenger RNA. RefSeq lists its product as uncharacterized. The coding region runs from base 1 to 348 and encodes 115 amino acids. The transcript has 2 exons. The record is from RefSeq and is a predicted model, not a curated record. Lineage: Eukaryota; Fungi; Ascomycota; Dothideomycetes; Pleosporales; Pleosporaceae.